AGGGGGCACAGAAAUCUGCAGUAUCAACUGCCAUAACGGAUAUAUUUAUUUAUAUAUAUGAAUGAUGAAUAAAUAAACACAGAAAAAAAAGCAUAAGACAUUCACUCGUUUGAUAAACAUUUUAAACAUUUGAGAAAAAAUUGAUACAUGGAAAAUGUCAUACUUGCGAUGGAAGAGUAAAUAAAAAUAUUCAGUCCAACGCUAAAAAUCAUGUUUCAGCAUUACGUUAUGGAUAUUUCUACUGAACUUCUAAUGUAAUUGAGGAAAAUGGAGAAGAUUAGGCCUGGGAAAUUUUACGAAGUAGCCUUCAAAAUUUGUCCAGUCCUGGCCUUAAUCUUCAGCCUCCUGGUGACAAUAACAACGCUGUACCUCAACGAGGGUCUCUCCCUCAUCUUCAUCUUCAUCUCGAUCCAAGUCUACCUCAACUGGUACUCAAUCUGCAAAAUAAGCAGUAAUGCAAGAACAAUGCGAGAUAAUUAUACGAAAAAUGAUAAUAUUGCCAGUGUAGCUAUUAGAAUAACCCAAGAAGAGGACUCUGGAACCAAAUUGAAAUACUGGUAUUGCGAGUAUUGCACUUGUUAUACUUAUAGACCGACUCAGCAUUGUAGAGCUUGCAAAAAGUGUUUCCACUACCGAGAUCAUCACUGUUUUUUCAUCGGUGGUUGUAUUUUACAGCUGAACAUGGGAAAUUUCAUUCUAAUUUGUUUUUAUACAUCCUUAGCUUGCUGUUAUUCAUCCACUAUUAUCGGUCCCCACAUUUAUGACAGCCUGAGUGAAAUUAUUGGUGAAAAAUCCAGUUAUAUUAAUAUUUUUUUGAAUUUUUGCUUUCCUGUCGCUUUUGCCAGAUUUUUAAUUACUGGACAGGGAACUUGUUUGUUUUUAAUUAUUCUGUUUAAUUCCUUAAUUUCGGUGUCUAUCGUGUGCUUUUUGUAUGGGAGUUGGAAAUUGUUUUGUUGUUUGAGUGGAAAACAGAGAUAUUACCCUCACGUAGCGAGAAGAGUAGAAUUGAAGGAAAUUUUUGGGAGUUAUGGGAUAUGGAACUUCAUUUUUCCGUAUAAUGGACUUCUAGGACUUGGGGAUUUGAACGGAAAAUAUUCCGGGGAUGGAGUAAAAUAAAAUGGUCAAGGAUUUUCCGUCAAGAUAGUCCUAUCCACGAUAGACUGUAGAUAUAUAACAUAUUCUACUGAUUUUUAUUCCAUUCUUAUGAUUUACAACUCGAUUCAACGAAUUGCUUCAAUCACACGCAUUUAUUCAUCGUCUUGUAUAUCAUAUGUAAUACAAAAUUUGAAAAGA
This is a messenger RNA of Fopius arisanus, 1293 nucleotides long. RefSeq names its product probable protein S-acyltransferase 14. Lineage: Eukaryota; Metazoa; Arthropoda; Insecta; Hymenoptera; Braconidae. The record is from RefSeq and is a predicted model, not a curated record. Gene Ontology annotation, molecular function: palmitoyltransferase activity. The coding region runs from base 268 to 1116 and encodes 282 amino acids. The transcript has 3 exons.